Messenger RNA from Closterium sp. Yama58-4, 348 nucleotides. Lineage: Eukaryota; Viridiplantae; Streptophyta; Zygnematophyceae; Desmidiales; Closteriaceae. The record is from the annotation of a GenBank genome assembly.
AUGGCGAGUUUUGCGAGUGUCCGAGGCGCGGCGUUCGCACAACAAGCAGUUGGACCAAACCAGCGGCUAUUGGACAAGUUCGCUGGACACUCCGUGGACCACCAUCCGCACAGCUGCACUUGCGGAUGCCAAGACGGUGGUGGUGAGGUGGAAGAACCAGGGCUGGAGGCGAGUGUGAGGACGUGGGGGCCUCCCUUUGUCACCAAGGGCGACAAGCUCGUGUUCAAGUGGAACGACUGGAGGCGCAAGCACAACGUGGUGUCCAUAGACAACUUAUGUCCUCAAAGUUUAUGUCCUCACCAAGCCCUCGAAAAAGGGCAGGCUCGUGCUGCCAGUGGUUCCCGGUGA